Mangifera indica (mango) is the source of this 1427-nucleotide messenger RNA. RefSeq lists its product as uncharacterized. Bases 595 to 1251 code for a protein of 218 amino acids. NCBI's taxonomy places the organism in Eukaryota, Viridiplantae, Streptophyta, Magnoliopsida, Sapindales, Anacardiaceae. The record is from RefSeq and is a predicted model, not a curated record. The transcript has a single exon.
UUAUCUUACCGCAUAUUUUAUUGUGCAGAUUAUGUUUGCCUGUCAUUGAAGUAAACUCCUGAAACAUUCUCAGUUUCUCUCUCUCUUUUCCCUUGUCUUUUAUGUCUAUUUGUUAUUUUAUGGUAUCAUGUCUUCUCAUUAUCUUCUCUGAAUCCCGGCAAAUUCCCACAAAAAACACUUUGCCUUCUAGCUCAUUAUCAUACCAUCUUUCUCUGCAAAUUCAGCUUGCAGACUUUGCUUGUGUCUCUUCUUUAACAACACCAGUCAACUUUUCCUCUGCUCCUUUUGCCUACUGAGAACAAAAGUUCAACCUUCUUUCUUUCCCAGAUCACCAAAAUAUUCACCCAUAAAUCUUCAAAAAGCUGCUAUUUAUUCAUCUUUUUUCCUCUACUUUGUGCUUUUCUCUCCAAGUUCUCGAAUCUUCAACCUUUUUGUCACCAUCCUCUUUUUUCUCUAGGCCUUGAAAAAUUCUUUACUUUGUUCCUCCUGGACCUUGAAAGAAACUGCUGAAUUUUCUUGCUAGAAGGUUCACAUCCUCCUCAUCCAUUGAAGAUUCUUCUUCUCAUCUACUAUUUGUUAAUUGUUUUGAACAAUAUGUGCUCGGAGACGAGUCCUAGAAUAUCAUUUUCCCAUGAUCUUUGCCAGGCAGAGGUCGCAGAAGAAAUCAAUGAAAUGGAAUCUCGAAGGGACACAAGGCUUUUGGACUCAAAUCCGGAUUUUGAAUUUAUUAGUUCAAGCUGUUUUGCUCAAGAAUCGUCUUCAGCUGAUGAACUUUUCUCCAAUGGCGUGAUUCGUCCCGUACAAAUUCAAGCCAAUAUUGUUGCUCCUUCAAAACGUUCAUCUUCUUCACCUGCCGUUUCUCUUCCUCCUCUUCACUGUCCUCCGGUGAAGAAAGACACCAGUGUGAGGGAACAAAAGCCGCAGCAGGCGAAAUCUUUCUGGGGUUUUAACAGAAGUUGCAGCCUCAAUCAUGAAGCUAAGAAAAGUUUGAUCUUUUCUUUGCCGCUUCUAUCUCGAAGCAAUUCAACUGGUUCAGUGGUUAAUCACAAAGCGAGGUCUUCAUCAACUUCAAAUGCAUACCGAAAGCCUCCAUUGAAGAAAAGCUUUGUGGGUUCUUACGGAAAUGGUGUCAAAAUUAGUCCUGUGUUGAAUGUGCCAACUCCUUACAUAUCUAAAUGUACUGCAAAUUUCUUUGGAUUGGGGCCUCUGUUACGCAGUCGAUCAAAAGAUAAGAAAAAUAACAAGAAGUGAAAUUUUUUACUUGGUUUGCUUUCAAUUGAUUUUAAAUUAUGAGCCAUGAAGAAUUAAUGUUCUUGUUUGUGUUGAAUAUGUCAUGAUUAGGGAUGGCAACAGACCAAGUAAGGGAAGAAUACCCUAAUUCUUGUUCGUGUCUUCAUCUUCAUGCGAAUAACAUGGAAUUUUUGUCC